UAAAAAUAAAUUAUGGUUCUGUAAAUCUGCUCCUAAUGCACACAGUCAUAAAACAGUGGUAAUAGACGUUUAAUUACAGUGUUCACUGCAAUACAGACACGUUAAAGUUAGCGCUAGCUUGCGGUGGUUUGCCGCCAUGCCUUGCUCGUUGGUUAGCGGCGCUGGAGUUCGGAUCCCUCUGGAGGACGGACGAGCUGUGAUUCUGGGUCGAGGUCCGGACACAGGAGUCACAGAUAAAAAGUGCUCCAGGCACCAAGUGAAGGUGGUGGCUUGUUAUGCUGACCAGGAUGUGCUUGUAACUCAGCUCGGCCCCAACCCUAGUUUCCUAGAUGGUGAGAAACUGGGCCGGGGUCAGUCUGGUAAGCUGAGACAUGGCAGCGUCCUGUACCUGGUUAACCAGAAUCACGCCUUUAAAGUGCUCUAUUCUCUGAGCUCCAAUGGGAAAGACACCAGCAUAGCACAGGAAGGAAAAAAAGUCCAAGAUAAGACAAAAGACACGUCUAAGAGCAGGAGCACAGAGCUCUCAAGUCCAUCACGCAAGUGCACUAUAAAGGAUUUCUUCCCUUCCUCUCCCAUGAAGUCAUCCAAGCGGCCGUACAGCGGAGAGACAAAACCCCCUGAGGUGAAGCGCCAAAGGAGGUUUAAGAAAUCCCCAGAUGGCGAGAAGAAGAGCGAGGAGGAUGAGGAUGAGCGAAUGGCAGAGGAAAAGCUGAAGCAGCUGCAGGAGAUGGUAGAGAAGGCUACGGCGGAGGGAAGUGGCAGCAUCCAACCAGCAUCAGCUUCGUCAUCGUCACAGGCUUGUCAGAAGAGCAGCUGGCAGCAGACAGGCUCCCUGAUGUUUUACACUGCUGCUGGUGUUAAAGCAAGUGAAAAGAUCGCUGGAUUUGAUAUAGAUGGCUGCAUCAUCACCACUAAAUCGGGUAAAGUCUUUCCCACUGGACCAGAUGAUUGGAGGAUCCUCUACCCUGAGAUUCAGCCCAAACUGGCCAGCUUGCUUACAAAAGGAUAUAAGGUGGUGUUUUUUACGAACCAACUAGGAAUUGCUAAAGGUAAACUGAGACCAGAGGUCUUCAAGUCAAAAGUGGAAGACAUUCUGAGUACAAUACAGCUACCUGUGCAGGUGUUUGUAGCAACUGGUCCUGGUAUCUAUAGGAAGCCCGUAAUGGGAAUGUGGAAUUACUUGUGUGAGAAGGCUAAUGAAGGCGUGGCUGUUGACAAGACACAGAGUGUCUAUGUGGGAGAUGCAGCAGGUCGACCAGAAAACUGGGCUCCUGGAAGGAAGAAGAAGGAUUUCUCCUGCAGUGACCGACUGUUUGCUUUGAAUAUCAGGUUGCAGUUCCAGACCCCAGAGGAGUACUUCCUGGGCUGGAAGAGCGCCCCCUAUAAACUGCCUGAAUUUGACCCUAGGGAGCUUGACUGUACUGCCCGGCUGUACGACCCGCCGUCUGCCUCCCUCACCUCCAACAAAACAGAAGUCAUCGUCGCUGUGGGUUUUCCUGCAUCUGGUAAAUCCACUUUCUUCCACACCCACGUCAUUCCAGAAGGUUAUGUUUAUGUCAACAGGGACACACUUGGAUCAUGGCAGAACUGUGUGUCAGCUUGUGAGCAUGCUCUUAAGGAGGGGCAAAGCGUCGCUGUAGACAACACCAACCCGGACCCAGAGUCUCGAAAACGAUAUGUGGACAUGGCAAAGGCAGCAGGAGUUCCCUGUCGCUGUUUCCAAUUCUCAGCCACUCUGGAACAAUCCAAGCACAACAACAGGUUCCGUGAGAUGGCUCCGUCAGACAGCAAACACGCGAAGGUCAAUGACAUGGUCUUCCACAGCUACAAGAAACACUUUGUGGCUCCGAAACUCUCUGAGGGAUUCACCGAAAUCCUCCACAUCCACUUUGUCCCUCAUUUUAAAGACAGUCAGUCAGAAGCCUUGUUCCGGCAGUUCUCUGAAGGUUGAUUGGACCACUGGCUCUUUGACACACUGGACCUCUUAAAUCUUACCAACAGAACAUAAAGGCUGCAGUCAAACUGUGAGGUUCAUCCAACAACAGUCAGAGUUUGGCAGCCAGCAUGUUUGUUUGUUUAUUUCUUUACUAUGUCUCAGGAAAAACCCAUUUUUUCACAUGUGCUGACAAAGUUUAUUGGAAAUAAAGAACAGUAACUACUUUUACAUUGUUGUAUGAUAUAAUUUAAUCACUCUGAUUUUCCAUUUCACAGUAGAACAACAACAAAAAC
Thalassophryne amazonica is the source of this 2229-nucleotide messenger RNA. RefSeq names its product polynucleotide kinase 3'-phosphatase (gene pnkp). NCBI's taxonomy places the organism in Eukaryota, Metazoa, Chordata, Actinopteri, Batrachoidiformes, Batrachoididae. The transcript is spliced from 17 exons. The coding region runs from base 137 to 1951 and encodes 604 amino acids. Gene Ontology annotation, cellular component: nucleus. Gene Ontology annotation, biological process: DNA repair. Gene Ontology annotation, molecular function: protein binding; double-stranded DNA binding; ATP-dependent polydeoxyribonucleotide 5'-hydroxyl-kinase activity. The record is from RefSeq and is a predicted model, not a curated record.